Messenger RNA from Acanthosepion pharaonis, 825 nucleotides. NCBI's taxonomy places the organism in Eukaryota, Metazoa, Mollusca, Cephalopoda, Sepiida, Sepiidae. The record is from the annotation of a GenBank genome assembly.
AUGGAGCUGUCUAUCUGUCUACCGUCAUGGAGCUGUCUAUCUAUCUAUCUACCGUCAUAUAUCUAUCUAUCCAUCGUCAUAUAUCUCUCUAUCCAUCGUCAUAUAUCCAUCUAUCUGUCGUCAUAUAGCUAUCUUCGUAUCUAUCUAUUAUUAAAUAUUCUAUCAUUCUUUCAUUAUUAUUUCUUUUUGUUUCUCUUCUUUUUAUCUUUUCGUUCUUUUUCUUUUUCCUUUUCUUUCUUUAAUUAUAUUUCAUUCUUUCUUUUUUCAUUCAUUUGUCUUUGUUUCAUUUUCUUUGUUUCAUUUUUUCUUUCGUUUUUUCUUUCGUUUUUUAUUUCGUUUUUCUUUCUUUCGCUAUUCUUUCUUCUUUCUUCUCUCUUUCUUCUUUUUUCUUUCUUUUCAUUUCUUCUUUAUCCUCUUUCUUUAUCUUCUUCUGUCUUUAUCUUUUGUUUCUUCUUUCGUCUUUUUAAUCCUUCUACUUCUUCCUUCCUUUCUUUCUUUCUUUUCUUUGUUUAUUUCUUUGUUCCUUCUUUGUUUGUUUCUUUCUUUUCUUUGUUUAUUUCUUUGUUUCUUUUCUUUUUCUUUUUUCUUUCUUUCUUCUUUUUUUCUUUUUCUUCUUUUUCUUUCUUUCUUCUUUUUCUUUUUUCUUCUUUUUCUUUAUUUCUGCUUCUUUCUUUAUUUCUUUUUUCUUUCUUUUUCUUUUUUUCUGUCUUCUUUCUUUUAUGUCUUCUAACUUUUAUGUCUUCUUUCUUUUCUUUAAACCUUUUUCUGUCUUUCUUUCUUUCUUUCUUUCUUUCUUUCUUUCUUUCUUUCUUUCUUUCUACAUGA